Aspergillus candidus is the source of this 378-nucleotide messenger RNA. RefSeq lists its product as uncharacterized. The transcript has a single exon. The record is from RefSeq and is a predicted model, not a curated record. Bases 103 to 321 code for a protein of 72 amino acids. NCBI's taxonomy places the organism in Eukaryota, Fungi, Ascomycota, Eurotiomycetes, Eurotiales, Aspergillaceae.
AUCCAGUCCAAGUUAGUUACUGAUCUAAGAAGAACACACACACGCAGUGGUUGGUUGGGUUGGUUGAAUCUUUGCUUGUUCGUUCAAUCAUUCAUUCGUCUCAUGCCAUUCCAUCCAUCCACCCAUCCACCAUCCCAUAUCAAAAUCGAACAAAAAAAAAAAAGCGCUUUACAAGAUGGGAUGCCGAUUUCGUCUUUCGUUUGCUUUUUUUGUGUUGUCAUCUCCCUUGUUGGUGCAGUAGUAAUUGAAAAGAAAAGGAAAGUGCAGAGACGGGGGAGACCGAUCAGCAAUAGCCAAUAUAGAAAAAGGAAAAAAAAAUAAAAAAUAAAAAGAGAAGAUGAAACAUAUGGGGUAAAUAACUUCAGGCGAUCAGAAUGC